AUGGUUGAGUAUAUGGUGCCGUCCGGUAUCAGUGGUAAAAAAUAUGCCAAAUUUCAAAAGGACUAUAUUAAUUUGGCUGCAAAGCAUCCAAACCUCAACAAUGCCAUCCCGGAGUGUCGUGUAUUUCGCUGCGUAGAAAACCAACGGCACGUGGAAUUCAACAUCAUGUGCAAAAGAAGACAGGAUUUGGAAACAUCGUUCAUGGAAUGGGCGUACGAUCUUGCGGAACGCAACUUGAAGCAGAAAUAUCUCGCCUUUGGAUUCCGUUGGCAGAAGAACACCUCCUACAAGGAUCUAUUCCUGCAGUGGGCGCGCUACUUGAUCGCUUACGAGCCAUCCACCUUUCUUCCGAUUGGUUAUGUGUUUUUCCGGUUUAACAUCGCAAUGGGACACACUGCCAUAACCAUUCACGGUUUGCACGUGGACAAAAACUACCAAAACCUAGGUUUGGGUUCAUAUCUGAUGAAGACGCUCGAGGUACUUGCCCAUAGACUUGGCGUUGAGCUGUUGAUCAUCGGUGCGGCUAAGCGAGAUAUCGCCCUCAAAAGAUUCCUCUAUCGAUUGGGUUUUACCGAGGAGAAAAAGGAAGCUUCCGUCAACUCGGAGUAUGAGGUGUUGGUAGCACCGACUCUGUGCUAUGAGAUUAUGAAGAAACAUCAAAAAUCGCUGCUCCUCCAAUAA
Messenger RNA from Anopheles moucheti, 681 nucleotides. RefSeq names its product N-alpha-acetyltransferase 40-like. Lineage: Eukaryota; Metazoa; Arthropoda; Insecta; Diptera; Culicidae. Gene Ontology annotation, molecular function: protein N-terminal-serine acetyltransferase activity; histone H2A acetyltransferase activity; histone H4 acetyltransferase activity. The coding region runs from base 1 to 681 and encodes 226 amino acids. The transcript has a single exon. Gene Ontology annotation, cellular component: nucleus. The record is from RefSeq and is a predicted model, not a curated record.